CCCCAUUGUGUUUUCCUAUUACUCUGAGUUUCUGGCCCAGGAGAAACAAGGAGAGCAUCUGAGCUGGCUCUGCAUGUUCUGGAUGAUCGGUGGGAUCUACGCCUCCGCCAUGGCCUGGGCCAUCAUCCCACACUAUGGCUGGAGUUUCCAAAUGGGCUCAGCCACAGUUCCACAGCUGACGUGUCUUUGUGUUGGUGUGUGCCCUACCCUCUGUGGCGGCCAUCUCUGCCCUCACCACCAUGCCUGAGAGCCCCCGCUUCUACCUGGGGAAUGGGAAACACGACGAGGCAUGGAUGAUUCUGAAGCAGGUCCAUGACACCAACAUGAGGGCGAAGGGCUACCCAGAGAGGGUCUUCUCUGUGACUACCAUCAAAACCGUGAAACAAAUGGAUGAACUGGUGGACCUGGGCGACGGUGCCGCCUGGCAUCAGAAAUGGAGGAUAAAGCUAAAGCUCUCUACACUUUUCCAUCAGGUGAUAAACCCUGCAGUUUGUUCUUCUAUUUCACUGUUUCUUAUUUAGGAAUAUCAACUGUACAUUGAACCACACUGAGGACAGAUCAGGACUAGAAUUCUGAAUGAGAGUGGUGUCUUCUUCUCAUCUAACUCUUGUUUAAUUGUAAGGAAAAUUUGAAGCAUCACAAACAGAUAUUACAAUCAAGGGAAUUAGGAAAACCAAAAUUUGCAAGACUUUGCUCUGCUCAAGCUUUAUUUAUUUGCGAAUUCUCUUUGUCUUUGUGGACGGUGUGUAUUUAGUGACAGGACGUGUUUGUCUCACAGCUUGUGCUGCUGAAGAUGUCUCAGUUUGUUUACUCUAUGCUGUUACGGCCCUGGCCGUAUUAUUAGUAUUGUGUUCGUUUGUGGUGUGUGUUGUUGUUUUUUUGUCCCUGUU
Molecule: messenger RNA, 890 nt
Organism: Dicentrarchus labrax (European seabass)
Lineage: Eukaryota; Metazoa; Chordata; Actinopteri; Moronidae
Product: synaptic vesicle glycoprotein 2A-like
Exons: 4
Coding region: 240-521 (93 amino acids)
Source: RefSeq, a predicted model, not a curated record